CCGCCUCUCCCGCCGCUGUUGCCAUGGGAAGGAACAUUCAGACAAGAUACAACGCUUCCAGCGCGGCUCCCACUGAUCCCACUAAGCUCCUCGCCCAGCAGCGUCUGAGACGUCCCGUUUCUCCCCACCUUACCAUCUACAAACCCCAGGUUACGUGGUACCUCAGUGGUCUUCACCGAAUUACUGGAAUUAUCCUAUCGGGCCCCCUGUACCUCUUCGCAACCGCCUACCUCGCUGCUCCCUUGUUUGGCUGGCACCUCGAGUCGGCCUCUCUGGCUGCUGCUUUUGCUGGUCUCCCUGCGGCCGCACAGAUCGGCCUCAAGAGCUUCUUCGCUCUCCCUUUCACCUACCACUGCAUGAACGGUCUCCGACACUUGACAUGGGAUACCGGCCGGGGUAUCAACAACAAGAUGGUUAUCAAGACUGGCUGGACUGUUGUUGGCCUCAGCGUGGCUAGCGCUCUUUACCUCGCUUUUCUGUAAAUUUCCUGUGUCAUACCUAUGAGUUUUUGCUUCUUUAAAAUCUGUUCUUGCAAUAUAUUUUAUACAGGUCGCUUGAGGACUAUUUUUUGAAUGGAAUGUUUCUUUUUUCAAUAUCUCUUCCCUGGCCGCGCUUAUCCAACUUUAGCCAUUCGAUUGCACGUAUAAGGUGUCUAAGAUAUCACCAGCAUCUACCGAAAAUACACAGUUCGAGGCAUUGAAAGGACUCCUCGGUUGGUAAGGAAUAAACGCAGAGACUAAUCAUUCGACCGCAAUCGACUAUAGUACACAAAAUCUGGGACUGGUACUGAACUUGGUUGAUACGCUUUAUGUUGCAAGGGACGUAAAGAGACAUCUGAAGUAUUUAUUACUGACAAGUGGGCUAGUGAGU
Messenger RNA from Aspergillus versicolor CBS 583.65, 870 nucleotides. Its product is annotated as succinate dehydrogenase cytochrome b560 subunit. Gene Ontology annotation, cellular component: membrane. Lineage: Eukaryota; Fungi; Ascomycota; Eurotiomycetes; Eurotiales; Aspergillaceae. Bases 24 to 482 code for a protein of 152 amino acids. The record is from RefSeq and is a predicted model, not a curated record. Gene Ontology annotation, molecular function: succinate dehydrogenase activity; electron transfer activity. Gene Ontology annotation, biological process: tricarboxylic acid cycle; mitochondrial electron transport, succinate to ubiquinone. The transcript has 2 exons.